AACCUUGAAUCUCUCCAGUCUAUUUGACAAAAGCACGGAUAAAACUCGACAUAGUUUUUCCGACAUUUCGAUGGACUACGUUUUCAACUGAAAGAAGUUUUUAAAAGUGUAAGGAUAUGGAAAUCUUCAGAGUUCAUAYGGUUGAUUAAGUUGCUGGAUGUUAUUACUAUUCAAGAUACACGAUGAGAAUCAUUACAAGUUUGGUAGUUAUAUUCCUGUUAAAGAGUUCUUCAGUGACGUCUCUGGGCAAUCCUCCUUACGUCAUCCCAGAUAACUUAAGAAGGCCGUUCAUCAACGUAGCCAGCUCAAGUCAAGGCGCGUCAUGCACGGAGACAUCCGCUGACCCAAGCCAUAAAUGUACCAACGCUAUUGACGAUGAUGUAAAUACAGAGUACAGAGUUAACUCGAACGACAACUCGGUCAACUCGUCCAUCAGUAUAACAUUUAGCAAUGGAUAUCUCAUCAAUGCAGUCAAGAUCACACAACGACAAGACGCUUCAUAUCAAAUCCAGGAGGUUAAAAUCUCUUUUGAUGAUGGCAAAGGAGUGCACGAAUAUUUCAACUUAACAAAGAAUACGGCCUCACAGUCAAAAGCCGACACAUUUAUCUUUGGUGAACGCUUGACGAAAACCAUAAUCAUCACCAUUUCUACUCUUUACAAUGGGACAACGGGGCAUGGGUACAAGUCAAUUGAGGUCACCAAUACAUUUGCUUCAUCAGCAACUACAACAUCAGCAUCGUCGCCUCGCUAUGUCCUCAAAUUUGGAGCUCAAUCUAAUUCAAAGUUGAUACUCGAUCGCUUUGGGCCUCCGGGGUCGGACAGUACAGGCGUAGCAGAAGGAUUGGGUGCUUUGAGUUCUAGUAACUGGAAAUUGUUUGGAGUCGACUUUAGUGCUAYAUGGAUAGCAGUGAACGUUGGCAAUGUUAGUAUUUUCCAGUACAAUGACGCGAAUCCAAUCCAAGUGAAUUAUGUGUCUUUUCACAACCCUGGGAGUACAAAGGCGACAGUAUUGUACUGCAAUCGGMAAGUUAAGUGYUAUAAAAACGCAACACACUUCUGGUCCCUGGACAAGCCAACACUGAGCGACGUAUUCUCCAGAAGAGCGGCGAUAACGGACAUUACAAACGUCAAAGCAGGACCAGGSGCAGCCCUGGUAACUACUACAGCCAUAAGCUUAAAGAACAAGUAA
This is a messenger RNA of Exaiptasia diaphana, 1190 nucleotides long. RefSeq lists its product as uncharacterized. The record is from RefSeq and is a predicted model, not a curated record. Lineage: Eukaryota; Metazoa; Cnidaria; Anthozoa; Actiniaria; Aiptasiidae. The transcript is spliced from 6 exons. The coding region runs from base 183 to 1190 and encodes 335 amino acids.